Messenger RNA from Stegastes partitus (bicolor damselfish), 4162 nucleotides. It is a transcript of the gene akt1s1, whose product is annotated as AKT1 substrate 1 (proline-rich). Gene Ontology annotation, biological process: negative regulation of TOR signaling; negative regulation of protein kinase activity; neurotrophin TRK receptor signaling pathway. The transcript has 6 exons. The coding region runs from base 467 to 1525 and encodes 352 amino acids. Gene Ontology annotation, cellular component: cytoplasm. The record is from RefSeq and is a predicted model, not a curated record. NCBI's taxonomy places the organism in Eukaryota, Metazoa, Chordata, Actinopteri, Pomacentridae.
CUCGCUAGCUUGCUGCCGCUGGUGUCGAGCCUUGCUAGGGGAGAGAAACCGUGGGAGAAGGCAGAAUACGGAGGAUUAAAACAAGUUUAAGCUCGAUAAACAUCUGGCAACGUGGAAGAAAGAAAGCGAACAGGUAUCACCAGCAACUUGACAACAUCUCUUCUCUCCCCUGGCUCUCAGUGUGUAAGGACACCACCCAGUACAUCAUAUCUUAAAGUGCCUCUCUGCCUGAUAGGUCAUAACUUCCCCUACAUCUCCUUCAUCAGUGCAAAAAAACAAAAAAACCUAUUUGUACACCAGCAACAAGCAAAGUCAGACACACCACAGCUACCAAAGUUCACUGUCAGUGCUUCAUUCAGUUUGGUGCCCCAACAUAAACCCUCACCCAAGUGAACCUCCUCGUCAUUCAUCAGCGUCGUCCCAUCAACUCAGCCCAUCUCUCUCUGAAGCAGUAUUUAGCACCGUUAUGGCCUCCAUCACCCAGUCAUCCGAGCCCGAGAUCCCGGACAACCACAAAGAGAGCUGGCUGGCGCUGCUUUCCGCCGCCGAGGUGUAUUGCCAAAAGUCUGGCUGCGACCUGGCCAUACUCACAGCCUGCAAGAAGUUCAGGUCGUCGAGCGGAGAAGGAGAAGGGCUGAGGAAGCGGGAGAGUGGCAGUGCCUUUCCGAGGGAGUGCGACUUCUCCUACAGUGUAUGGGGUCAGGGAUUCCUGGCCGAGUCGGCGCGCCGCUACAUGGAUGACAUUGGUGUGCUGCACUCCACGACCAUGCUAACAGCCCAAAAGCAGUCACGCCAGGCCGGGACAGAGGGGGGAACCAAGCUGGUGGUGGACUUGACCUCUGACCCCGGACACAGGGGGAACUUUACAGGAGACGGUGGGGUGGGUGGAGUCAGUCCCAACAGCAGACUGUACUCCCAAAGCUACCCGUCCAUCUACAGCUCAGGAGGAGGGAACGGCCAGGGCGGCGGGCAGAACGGUACCGGAGACAGGGAACGGGAGAAGAGCGCGCUGGAGGCCGAGCGGGGGAGGCAGAGGUCUGGGAUCGUGGAUUUGGAAGAAGAGUGUGAGGAUGAGGAAGAGGAGGACGACAUGGACGAGAGGAGACCCUACGGGAAUGAAAGUGCUGGUGUUUUCUCUAUGGACGAGGACUCGCUUUCUCGGGACUGCGAGCCGUUCUUUGAGUCGGACGGAGAGGAGGAGAGCACCGACGGCUCGUUGAGCGAGGACGCCCCUCCGCCAUCGCGUGGCAUGGCGAUGGGUCAGGCUGCCUACUCGUCCCGUCACGCCCACCCCAUGGCUCUGGCUCGCUCCCUGCCUGUAUCUGUGCCUGUGUGGGGCUGCAGAGGAAACAGAGCUGCUCCUGGAGACAGCAACAGCGGAGAAAGGGUGGGCUGUGCUGACCUGGACCACAUCGCUGCCAGUAUGAAGGCCCUGCUUGCCCCCGGAGCCACUGACGGGACGGAAAUGUUCGGAGCCCUGCCUCGACCUCGUCUCAACACAGGAGACUUCUCCCUCAAACACUGAGAGAGAGAGGCAGAGAGAGGGAGGCAAGUAGAGAGAAACAGAAAGGGGUAGAGAAUCAGAGAGGAAAAGGAAAUGUGGAGAGAGGUGACGGGAGGAACCCUGGAUUGGCUGGCAAAUGUGACAGUAUAGUAUGUGAAACAGUGUAAAAGCUAGUACCUCCAUUUAUUUCUUACUAACCAAAAUUAACGGCACAUGCUUUGAGGAGUCAUGUUGUUAUGAACACUAAUAACAUUCUCAACACUACACCCAACACCCGCCCACACUUUGUCACGGAGCAUUUCACAACACUAGCUACUACACAUGCCACAGCACUACAUUAGGAUCGGACCUCCAGAUGAGUGUGCAGUGACCCACUGCACUGAACAACCAGGACACUAAAGCAGCAUAGUGGAGCUGACAGUUUGGGAUGUUUUGCCUUUUGGUCAGAUUACCUGUGAAGUGAUGAGAUCUCAGGAAACAACCAAUCAGUACCUGGUUCAUCGUCGGCUCCGGUGCUCGAUCAGACGCUGCUUUCAGUGAUAUUAGCUUUACUGUAAUAUGUGGCUCUAAAGCUAAAGAUGCUGUUGAACAUAUUUUUGGGGGCUUUCUCUCUGAGAGUUGGAUGAAAAGAUGGAUACCACUCUUAUGUCUGUUUAAUGUAAAGCUAGAAUCAGGGACACUUAACUAGUACUAUACUUUCUGCGCAAGUACAAGAUUGUACAUGUGGCUUGAAUUUCACCAUCUACUUAAGUCUGCGAUCCCCAUUUUGCAGCCUAAAAUUUGUCUUCAGCUACACUACAAGGUCAGAAGCUGUUUAAGUGCGCAUUUAUGGGACCUUCGAGCUGACUCCAACCAGACUGGAAAGUGUUAUGAAUCUGGGCAGAGCACCUCCUGAGCUCAUGGGGAAACUGAUGUAAACAAAAUGGAGACUUUGGAGCAACGACCUGCUACUGUGCAGUGAGAAGAAAACAGAAGCAGUAACCUAAACAAGUCUGGAUGUUCUUCAAUGAGAACUGGAGUUGAGAUUGAACCAUCAGUUUAAAUAUCUGUUGCCAACAUUAGCCUGAAGGGCUAGAAUGUUUGGCAUUGCUGGGCCAUCGUGUCCGCUGCUCCGGGUGGUGGCGUGAUACUUGUAGAAAACUAGACUUUAACUCAAAACAUGUGAUAUUUACCUUGGCAACCCUAAUGUCAUUGCUACAGUCAAGGAAGCUUCAUACUAGAUCUAUAAAUCCCCCAUGUUACCAAAUAAUAAGGACCCAACAUCAGUUCAGACCAAGAUCUUAGAUAUCUUCUCUGCAGCCUGAGCCUAAACGCAUAGCAGAUCGGUUGCUACGCUCUUGUAGCAUAGUUGCCUCACCUACACAAAUUUUGUGCUGAUGUCCAUGGAGAGGUCUCUGUACACUCUCACCUACUUUGCUGAAGAUGAAAUUUAGUUCACAUGAACUCUUGCAUACUUGCAGACACUGACUUUAUAACAACAACUGUGCUGUCUGUGCACAUCCUCAAGGGAGUAUGAGGCAUCUGUGAGUAUGCAAGGAUCCACUUGGUCUACAUUUCAUCAUCAGCCCAAGUCUGUGGACAUCCGUGUGCAUCCAAGAAUUUGUGGCAAACACUCCACAAGGGCGGUUGGGUUUUUCAGAACGAGCGUUUGGAGGGUGACUGCACAUAACAGAAGAUCUGUCCAUGUAAAGUAAAGGCAACGAGUCUGUGUGACCUGAACAAAAAAUGUAUUUUAUGCUUGACCAAAUGAAACCCCAAGUACAAAAACUAAUUGAUAAACAUAUUUGCUACUCUUCUCUCAGUCUUGAUGAUUUUGGAACUGGUGUGUGCUGGAUAAAACUUCUGUCUGGGGCACCAACAAUUCCUCUAUGCAUAAAAAAAAAAACAAGACAUAAGAGUUGUAUCCAUCUUUUCACAAAUCUCUCAGAAAGAGAAAGAUAUUUCCAAAAUGAUCCAUAAAGGUUUAAAAAUGAGCAGGAAGAGUCCAGACGUUAGUAGCAGUGUACUUUGUUCCAUUGUUAUACAAUUGUCCACAUGAGCUGGGAGGGAAUAUUUGCAUAAAUUACAAAAAUGUUUGCAUCUGUAGGUCAUUAACUCGUCUUAUCAUGAAGACGGCAGUUUCUACUGUAGGGCCUCUUCGUCAUUUAGCACAACAUGCUAAAGCGUUAGCAUCACCACAUGGAUGUUUUCUCUGUCCGCUCCCAUCAUUUACUGGGUAAAAUGACCAACAGGCCUGCCGCGGCCCCCCUAAGAAACCACUCUAUUCCUUUUGAGGGAUAGAAACCAGAGAAAUGGUUGACUUAACAUGAAGCUUGUGGCUUUACAAAAUGUGAGCAGAGGACACCAGCACCUCCUCAUAACAUGCCUAUUUCUACUUUUACUUUUGCCAAUGAAUGACUGACUGAUAGAAUGAUUGUAAACCAAUACUGAGUUCUAGGGGAUGUUGUGUUUUUUUGUUUUUUUUUCGCUCCAGGUAUCUUGUUGAAACGACUGAAUGAAUGAGAAAGUGACUGUGUGAGAGAGAGAAAGAUAGAGCGAGAGAAAGAUAAAGUCGAUUUUUGAAAGGAAAAAUGUCCAUCUCUGACAUUUUAAAAAAACAGGUAAAUGUUCCGUUAAGUACUUUUAUGUUUCAAAUAAAGGAGCAACACCAAGAGAAAA